Ictalurus furcatus (blue catfish) is the source of this 3065-nucleotide messenger RNA. RefSeq lists its product as uncharacterized. Bases 1447 to 2115 code for a protein of 222 amino acids. NCBI's taxonomy places the organism in Eukaryota, Metazoa, Chordata, Actinopteri, Siluriformes, Ictaluridae. The transcript is spliced from 7 exons. The record is from RefSeq and is a predicted model, not a curated record.
AAGCAGAUCCCUGCUCAAAACAAAACGAUAGAAACUGUUACAGAACCUUUAAUGGUUAUAAUGGGAAUUGUAUUGGUUUUAAUGCUAACUAUACUGUAGUGGUCCUUGUGGGUCUCUACUGAUGUGUUGGGUUAUAUUGGUUGUAUAUUUAUUCUAGUGGAAACCAAUACAAACCAUUAAAUUCUAAUAGAAUAUGGCCCAAAACAAUACAUUUGUUAAUGGUUCUUAAUGGUCUCUUUAGUGGAAACCAUUAGAAUGUCUUUAAUGGUUUAUAAUGUUUUUUUUUCUGCAAGGUUAUUUAAGGGUGUGGUGUUUAUGGAAGCAUGUUGUUGAUAUUUAUACAUCAUGUUCAUAUUAAAUUGCAUAAAUGUGGAUUAUUUCAAGCAUCAGUGACGGCGGAAUACAGAAAUCUAACUUGUGUUUAUCUAAAGUUAAAAACAAACAAACAAACAAAACAAUGUUUUAGUACCCUUUAGUUUUGCUGCUGUUGUGCUGACCAAUGAAAAAGCAGCACUACAGCCUGCCCCGCUCUGAUUGGAUGACAGCUUCAGUACACUGUGGGAAAAAAGUUAGGAAGAAAAAAUAUUCGGGGUUUAAUCCGAAUUCUAUCCUUCAGUGGAGAUGUGUCAGAGCCCCUUGUGUGAUUCAGGUGAUACUUCACAGAAGAAUUAUUUCUUAUUCGGAUUCUGGUUGUUUAUUUUUACUCUCUCCUAAAACACGGUACACUGUGUCUCCAUUCACCACAGAAACAUCACUUCACUGAGGGACAGCAGCGCGCGAGGACCGCUCGAGCCCUGAACCUCUGCGUUACUAGGCAACACGCGCGCCCGCGAAACUGAGAGAGAGAGAGAGAGAGAGAGAGAGAGAGAGAGAGAUAUUGUGAUUUCUGAGGUAAAAUGUCUCUUUUGCAGUAGUUUAUUCACAAAAAGGUUGAUUGUAUUUCUUAAUCGUGUUGUUCUCACACAGGAACAGUGAAAAGGAACGGGUCUGAUCGAGUAAUAAACUUCAGAAGCGGUUUUGAGAUCAGACUGAUGGCUUUCUCAGGACACAACUUUUAUUCCUAAAUGUGAAAAUGAUGAUAAACGACAUCAGUGUUACAGAAAUUUCACCACCACAAGAAGAAGACGACCUACAGAACAUCAUUUGAUCAACACAGGUGACUUUAAUGUUUACCAGACUGACAAGUCACAAAUAACGGUCCUGUUAUGAUCUGCUGCAGCCUGCUAGGAUGUUCAUGUUAGCAUUGUUGGUGGAUGGUGUAAAGAAAAUAAACUGAUAAAAUGAUGAAUGUGCUCGGAUCUGUACGCACCGUCUAAGAAGAACACCGGUGAUGUGAGCAGAUUAUUGGACUGACAAAAUACAGAACAGGAUGUAGGACCGUGUGGCUAAAACCAGGUGUGAAACAGCAGCACUUGUCCUCAGAGCGCUGGAGGGAGUGUGUGAGAAAUGGCCAAACUCCUGUCUACAUUUCUUCUACAGAUGCUGUUUGGUUUCUUUACACCGUGUCUCCUUGAGAUCGCUUCAACUGAUCAUUUAUCUGUCCAUCCUGGAGAGGACAUCACCCUGCUCUGUAACAUCACUAAUUGUUCUGAGAUAUCGUGGUAUCGACUGAGAUCUGAGGAGGUGAAGCUGCUGAUAUCUGCUGAAAAAUUACAGCUGAAGAAAACCUUUUUCCUCAGUUAUAAUGUGAACAAGAGUCACUUUGAUAUGACAGAAAGCAGCAGUCCAGUCAGUUUAGUGAUUAUUGGAGUUAGAGAGACAGAUCUGGGAUUUUAUUUCUAUGGAGGUCGAAACAACACAAAACACAUUCAGUUUGGGAAACUCAUCAGACUGGACUUUACAGCUGAUCAGCAUCAUGAGACUGAUCAGUAUGACGAGAUUGACUACUCAUACACAUUCCCUAACCCUCAGCACUCUGGUCUUACACACUGUGGAAUUAUUAUUAUAAUCCUAUCAUGUGUGUGUGCGGUCUUUGUUUCAAUAAGCAUCAUCUGCUCCUCUCUGUACUGUUCCACGCUACAAGAUAAGUGUUCUUCCACUGGGGACUCAAACGAGAAGGAAGUGGACCUGCACCUGUCUGAUUUGACCUCUGUGACCUACACAAGUGUCUCCUGACGGCCCAGAAAACAUCAGCAGCAUGAGGAUCAGAAUCAGCAGAGAACCUGCUACGAUCCCAUCGACCUCGCAUACGUCAAGUACUCACUAAUAAUCCGUGUGGUCUGAAGAUUAAUGACUUCCUGUUCUGCCCCCAAAAGCAUGUUAUCUGGGUGAUUCCCCAACUGUGCCGUCAUUCAGCUCUCGUAACUCUUAAACUUCAAUUUUUUAAAUAGUUGUUCAACAAUGAAUCGAGGAAAACGUUCAUUUAACUAUUCAAAAAUGUCUUAAGUUCAAAAAAUAAUAAUUUAUUUACAAGGAUUCUUUGGUACAUUUUGCUCUUAAAAGAGUUCCAAGGUUAAAAGUAGUGAUGUUAAAGCUUCAUGAAGAGUUGAAGCAUUAAAGCCAGAUGUGUUGAAGAUGUUUGUUUCUUUGGGCUGUAAGUGCACACUAGAGCUCUAGUGGUUAAAAGACUUUAGUCCAGUGUAACAUGUAACACUGCACUGUGUGUACAGGCCAAUACGAAGUAAAUGACUGAUAUAAUCAAUAUCAAAUAAAUUAAUUGCUGAAGGUGAAUUACUGUGUUUAUUUUACUCCAGACAAAAGCCCAAAGCUUUAUAUAAACACAUGUGAAACGUGGACAGAGACGUGGUGCAGUUUCCUGCUUUUAUUUGUCUUUUUUUUUUUUUUUUUUUUAAAUAAACCUUAUAAGGAGAAUUUUAAUUAAAUAUAUAUUUAGGAAGAGCAGUUGUUUAACAGGAGCAUUAGUUUCUAAAUGUCCCCGUACUAGGGAGUAACUUAAAAAAAAAAUGUUUUAAUAAUGUUACAAGUGAUUUAUCUAAAAUGUACACACACACACACACACACACACACACACACACACACAGAGGUUGUUGUGAAGAAAUGCUUACCUGUGAUUAAACUGUACUUUACCUUUGCAUACAGAUUUGAAGAAUGUAAUAUCAGUGAGA